UGCAACCGAAGUAAAACUUCAAGCUGUCACUGGCCAGGUUCGAGUAGCCAAUAGUUGGAAAGUGUUUUACUUACUCAAAUAAACUUGUGCUUCUCAUCAAACAAUUACGAAAUCAAGGGCAUGAGGUAUAUGUCACUACUUUUUAGAGGACUUCGCACUGUACCAAGAAAAACACCAAUUACAGGGUGCUUCGUUGUAGGAGGAAGUCUGCUAGCUUCUUUCACCGUUUAUACAAACAAGGAACGUUUGACCAGAAUACCAUAUUUAACUGCUGCAUGUGCUACUAGAAUUGCUCCUCAAGGAUCAGUUGUUAGUGAAACGAAGUCUCAUGCUCUCUUUCUGACCAUUCACCUUAAUCCUGAAGCAUCACCACAGGAUUGCUUGAAGUCUAUCGGACGAAUCAAGAAAUAUGUUGAUACAAUUUGUCCACCGGAUUCACGUGGAGAAGAAGAUGAAAUUUUAUAUGGUGUUGGUUUCGGUAUGGGAUUUCUUCAAAAAAUCAAUCCAGAUUAUCAAUCACGUGGUAUACAUAAUUAUGAAUAUCGUGAAAGAUCAGGCAAUCUUGGUAAAUUACCUAAAACAGGCGGUGAUAUAUUUAUUCAUGCCAAAUGUCAUGAAUAUGGCAAAUUGUUUGAAUUAACACAAGCGAUUAUUAAUAAUUUACCACAAGGUUCAAUAGCAAAAUUUGAAGAUAUCUAUGGAUGGGUUUAUCGUAGUGGACGAGAUUUAAGUGGUUUUAUUGAUGGCACAGAGAAUCCAGCGGAUCCAGACGAACGUGCUGAAGUGGCAAUCAAUCCGAAAACUGGUGGAAGUUAUGCUGUUGUUCAAAAAUGGAUACACAAUAUGAAUGUGAUUCAAUCAACCAAUGGUAAGAAUAACUGUUGA
Messenger RNA from Schistosoma turkestanicum, 885 nucleotides. The record is from the annotation of a GenBank genome assembly. Lineage: Eukaryota; Metazoa; Platyhelminthes; Trematoda; Strigeidida; Schistosomatidae.